Messenger RNA from Andrographis paniculata, 1235 nucleotides. RefSeq names its product peroxidase 73-like. The record is from RefSeq and is a predicted model, not a curated record. The coding region runs from base 65 to 1063 and encodes 332 amino acids. Gene Ontology annotation, biological process: response to oxidative stress; hydrogen peroxide catabolic process. Lineage: Eukaryota; Viridiplantae; Streptophyta; Magnoliopsida; Lamiales; Acanthaceae. Gene Ontology annotation, molecular function: peroxidase activity; heme binding. The transcript has 4 exons.
UGUUAAAGUGUCUUCUUAAUUCUGCGUCUGAUUUUGAUUUGCAUUGGAGGACCGUACGACCACCAUGGCAGCAAGAUGUAAUUUCCUUGCAGCUUUAAGGUUAGCCUUUGUCUGUGCAAUAAUCGCCGGCGCCGCCGUCUCCGCCCAACUCCGGCCGAAUUACUACGCCGCCACCUGCCCCGACGUCGAGAAUAUCGUCCGAGGAGUCGUCCAGGCCAAAAUCAAACAGACCUUCGUCACCAUCCCCGCCGUCAUCCGCCUCUUCUUCCACGACUGCUUCGUCUUGGGCUGCGAUGCGUCGGUGAUUGUGGCGUCGACGCCGGCGAACAAGGCGGAAAAGGAUCACGACGACAACUUAUCCCUCGCCGGCGACGGAUUCGACACCGUGAUCAAAGCAAAGGCCGCCGUCGACGCCGUCGCCCGGUGCCGGAAUCGGGUCUCUUGCGCCGACAUUCUCGCACUGGCGACCCGUGACGUCAUCGCCCUGGCCGGGGGUCCUUCGUACACGGUGGAAUUAGGUAGGCUAGAUGGACUAAGCUCAACAGCUGCAAGUGUACAAGGGAAUCUUCCACAACCAAACUUCAACCUCAAUCAGCUCAACGCCAUGUUUGCUUCUCGAGGCCUGUCUCAAACCGACAUGAUCGCUCUCUCUGCUUGCCAUACUGUGGGGUUCUCCCACUGCAGCAAGUUCGCGAAUCGGAUCUACAACUUCAGCCCAGGGAGCCCCGUCGACCCGACCCUGAACAAGACCUACGCAAAGGAUCUGCAGGGGAUGUGUCCGAGGGUUGUGGACCCCAGAAUAGCCAUCGACAUGGACCCCACAACUCCGAGGAAGUUCGACAAUGUCUACUUUCAGAACCUCGUACAGGGGAAGGGUCUGUUCACGUCGGACCAGGUUCUAUUCACGGACCCCAGAUCCAGGCCCACCGUCGCUAAAUGGGCCUCCGACCCGAAAGCAUUCAACGCUUCGUUUGUUGAGGCGAUGACGAAACUGGGUCGGGUCGGAGUCAAGACCAGCACGCGGAACGGGAACAUCCGUUUUGACUGUGGGAAGUUUAACUAAUUAAUUGAUGUGAAGAGCUGGAUGGAUGGAUGUGUUUUAUUUUAUUUUAUUUUAUAUUAUAUUAUAAUAUUUCAUUGUGUUGAUAAUUUAAUUUAUUUUGGGGCCAGAGAUCCACGUGUUUCAAUUGUAAUAAUUUGAAAAUUGAAUUUUGAUAAAUAAAUGAUUAUUUCUG